AUGCAAGAAUUAAGUGAUCAAAUAUAUGACCUUUUGGACACUCAUGCAGAUGAGAAUUACAGGGUAUCAGUUGUAAUAGUUGGACCACCUGGAUCUGGUAAGUCAACUAUUGCUAAAGAGGUGUGCGACAAGCUAAAUAAUGACUACAAAAAUUAUCUUAAAGAAACAAACAAAAAAAUUGUUUUAGUGGAUGGGCCUAAAAAUGUAGAUUUAACAAACUCACUUCAACUUAUAACACCUUCUCUACAGAAAGAAAUGGAAGAGAACAAUGGAAUCCUUCCAUCCCUGGUGGAAAAUAUUGACUUCACACCAGUUAAAUGUAUUGGUCAAAAAGAUCCACAAUCCACAGUAGCAAUACUCGGAAGGGGAGGUAUUCCCAAUUCAAUAUAUAUUGUUGAAAAUAAGCAACGGAAUGAACCAAUGGCGUUACCUUCACAAGUUAAUAUUGCCCAGAUUGUGCCCAUGGAUGGUUUUCAUUUGUCUAGGGCCUGUCUUGACAAGUUCAAAGACCCAGAACAGGCUCACCUUAGAAGAGGCUCACCAGCAACAUUUGAUAGCAAUAACUUUGCAGAACUCUGUAGGAUUUUAGCCAAGACAUCAGUCAUUUCUCCCACGAAAGUUCCCACAGUCAACCUAUGGGAAAAAAUUUCAACGACCUUUUAUAAGAACAUGCCAGAUAUCUAUCUUCCUAGUUUUGAUCAUGCCAAGAAAGAUCCCACAAUUAAGGGCACCCUAAUUUCAAAAUUUACCAGAGUCUUGAUAUUCGAAGGCUUGUAUCUAUUAUAUGAUAAAGAAAACUGGAAAACCAUAUAUUCCACCUUGACAGAUACCGGCGCUGUUAUCUUUCUAAAUGUCAGUGUCCCCGAAGCAGUCUUGGAAGAUAGGGUGGCACGUAGGCAUGUAAAGAGUGGACUAGUAGAUACUAUAAAUGAUGGGGUGCUGAAGUUUCGGAAAAAUGAUUUAUUAAAUGCUAGAGAUAUAGCCUGCCAUACUAUUUCCUCUAAUCUUAUUCAAACUAUUGAAAACAUCUAG
This is a messenger RNA of Maudiozyma saulgeensis, 1032 nucleotides long. NCBI's taxonomy places the organism in Eukaryota, Fungi, Ascomycota, Saccharomycetes, Saccharomycetales, Saccharomycetaceae. The record is from the annotation of a GenBank genome assembly.